UUUUUCUCUUUAAAACUCACAGAAAGAUGCAAAUAGUAAAGGGUUCAAGGGGAGAUAGCACUUGGGUAACCAACACCCCAGUAAGGCUGGAGGCUGACUCCCACAAUAAUUAUUCGCUUCGACCAAGGAAAAAAAAGGAGAUAUUUAGCUCGGGAGCAGAUAAAUAUUCUCUUCGUCCAAGGAAAAUAAACCAAAGGUUUAGCAUGGGAGCAGACGAUGAAGAAAAAGACGAAUACGGAGGCUUGAAAUUUAACAAGACACUGGGGAAAAGAGCCGAAACUAAGAAUUACAAGCCAAAAGUAUUGCUUGAAGAUAAUCUUGUUAAGACCUUUAGCCCUGAGACACCGAAAUGUGCUACCGAAAGAGUAAGAGAAGAGUUAUUGGGAGAUGAAGAAACUUUGGAAAGAUCCUGUAAGCGAGCUUUGGGUUUUGAUUCUGGGAAUAUUGAGAAAGAUGAUCUAGUUGCUGAAGCUGUUAAUAGCCCUGUUUAUGCGAUGCAAACUGCUGAUAGUUUCCCAUGCAGUCAAACUUUUUCGGGGGAUCCAAGCUCCUCAAAGAAGCUUGGUCCAUCAUCGGUUCCUUCCAAGAAUUUCCAGGUUUACCAUAGAAGAUAUGAGAAGAAUCAGAGACACAAUAAAUGCAUAAAAGUUCAGCCAUUCUUUCAGGGGCAUAACAAGCCUCUCCAGGUGUACCACAGAAGAUUUAAGAAGAAGAAUCAGAGACAUAACAAGUGCAUAAAAGUUCGCCCAUUCUUUCAAGAAAGCUGGAACAAGAAGCGGAAAUCAUCAAUAUGUACUAUGAAGGGUAUAGAGGACAGCCAAACCAGCCUUUCAAUUCUCAAGAAACCAAAGCUUCAAGUACCUCGCAGUGAAAGUAGAGCGAUAGUGAAACAUAGUAAGAAUUCUCAAAUACAUCACACACAGCAAGAUGCACUUGUCCCAAUCAAUGAAACACCUAGUUACACAGACAAAAUGAUCUUAAGAACAAAAGUAGUCCUUGAUGAGGAGACAAUACGAGAGUGGAAAUUGCUGAUGGAAAAACCGGAAGAUGAAGGCUGUGAAUCAGCCGAAUCUGAUAAGUGUAAUAAAACGUGGGAAACAGAGAGGCAAUUGUUCCGCGGACGGGUGGCAUCAUUUGUUUCUCGCAUGCAUCUUAUCCAAGGUGAUAGACAAUUCUCACAGUGGAAAGGUUCAAUUGUAGAUUCUGUGGCUGGGGUAUUUCUGGCUCAAAAUGUGGCCGACAACUUGUCAAGCUCUGCUUUCAUGUCCCUUGCUGCUGAAUAUCCUUAUAAUUCAACCUCUGCUGAAAAUGUUACAACGAAAGUAGAAAGUGGACUGAUGUCAGAAAAAGCUACUGAAAAUAUUUUAUCAUGUCAAUCCCAUAAUGCAAAAGCAAAGAUCAAGCUGGAGAAAUCAUCAAAAGGAAGUGCUAAUACUUUGAGACAGUGGCUAAACCGGAUAAAAAUAUUGAAUCGGUGGAAGAGGAAAAAAGAGGAGAUAGGAGAUCAACAAGCUGAACCAGUUUUAAGAAGGAAAAAUGAAGACUUGAAAAGUGUAGCCAUUAAAUGGGAUAACAUACUGAAGUCAUCUGCCUUUGUUAAUCCCAAAGAGAGAAGUGAUAACACCUUAGAUACGGUAGAUUGGCAUGCAGUUCGUGCAGCAACAGUGGAUGAGAUAUCGAGAGCUAUCAUGCUGAGGGGAAUGGACAAAAAACUUGCACUAAGAAUUAAGAAUUUUAUCAACCGCCUGAUGCUGGAACAAGGGAAAGUAGACCUAGAAUGGCUACGUGAAGUUCAAUCAGAAAAGGCAAAAGAAUACUUUCUGAGCAUUUAUGGUUUGGGACUGAAAAGUGUAGAAUGCAUAAGAUUGCUCGCUCUCCAGCACCAAGCCUUCCCUGUUGAUACGAAUGUAGGACGAGUACUCGUGCGGCUGGGUUGGGUACCUAUUCAACCACUUCCAAGAGGACAAGAGAUGCAUCUUUUAAAAAUGUACCCGAAUGUGAAAGAUGUUCACAAGUAUCUCUGGCCACGGUUAUGCACACUUGAUUAUUUAACAUUGUAUGAAUUUCAUCAUCAGAUGAUUACCUUCGGAAAGGUAUUCUGUACAAAAUCAAGCCCAAAUUGUAAUGCAUGUCCGAUGAAAGCAGAGUGUAAACACUUUGCAAGUGCUUUUACAAGUGCAAGAGUCUGCCUGCCGGAACCAGGGGAAAGGAGCUUUGAGAAUACAGAUACUGCUUUAGCACCUGUAGAAAGUGUGGCCGACGGUACUUCUGUUCUCAAUCAAACAGCAGUUGUUCCUUUGUUAGGGGAAGCCUCAAGUUCAGAACAUUUGAUUGGAGAUCACGGGAAUGAGCUUAUUACCUAUCCAGCACUUGAAUGUAUUGGAGAAACAGAAAUUGAAGAUCAAUACACCGAUGACAUACCUAGAAUUACAUUUGAUGGCAAGGCAUUCAUGGAAAAUAUAUCACGUUACAUAGAUGAGACUGAUCUCUCGAUAAGGGACACUGAUUUGUCUAAGGCUUUGGUCAUUGCCUCUCAAGAAGCUGCAUCUAUCCCUUUGCCUAAAUGGAAGAAUACAAGUCGGUUAAGGACGGAGCACCAAGUCUAUGAGCUUCCAGAUUCACAUCCACUUUUAGAAGGGCUAGAGAAACGAGAACCAGAAGACCCCUGCCCAUAUCUACUAGCAAUAAGGAUACCAGGAAAUGCCGCUUCUGCAGAACCUCCAAAAGAGAAGUGUGAAUCCUGUAAUUCCAAUGAAACUCUAAACAAAGUCGAGAAGUGUGGAUCCUGCAAUUCCACUGAAACUCAAAACAAGGUCGCUGUGUUAAAUAACGAACCAGGAGACAAUAUCGAGACAGUUCGUGGGACACUUCUGAUUCCGUGUCGAACAGCAAACAGAGGAAGAUUUCCGCUCAACGGGACAUACUUCCAAGUAAAUGAGGUUUUUGCAGAUGAAGAAUCCACUAAAGAGCCAAUUGAUGUUCCGAGGGCAUGGAUAUGGAAUUUGCGGAGAAGGACCCUAUAUUGCGGCACCUCCAUUAGAGCAAUAUUUAGAGGGAUGUCAACAGAACAAGUACAAAAUUGCUUUUGGAGAGGAUAUGUAUGUCUGAGAGGAUUUAACCGAAAAACACGAAAACCUGGACCUCUUCCCCUUGACCUUCAUCGUCCAAUAAGCAAAGCAGGAAAAUUGAAGGGUGAAGGAAAAAGGUCUUCAGGAGAAUAAAAUUGUGUGACAACACCAUCUUAUUAAACAUUGUGCUUUUGUCUAGACUGUUGGAACAAACCAUUCUUUGAAAAUAUGAUCACCACGUUUUUUGUUUCAAAUCCAUCUUUCAGAUAUAACAACAAUGGAUUGGACAAUGAUGUAUGAAUGAUAUGUUUACAGUAAUGCCCCCUACCCAGAGUCCUAUCUUUACCCAACAUUUGACCACAAUACCAAAUCCAUCUUGUUUCC
Nicotiana tabacum (common tobacco) is the source of this 3452-nucleotide messenger RNA. The record is from RefSeq and is a predicted model, not a curated record. Lineage: Eukaryota; Viridiplantae; Streptophyta; Magnoliopsida; Solanales; Solanaceae.